Molecule: messenger RNA, 3925 nt
Organism: Drosophila busckii
Lineage: Eukaryota; Metazoa; Arthropoda; Insecta; Diptera; Drosophilidae
Product: protein strawberry notch
Exons: 3
Coding region: 91-3900 (1269 amino acids)
Biological process (GO): regulation of DNA-templated transcription
Cellular component (GO): nucleus
Molecular function (GO): chromatin DNA binding; histone binding
Source: RefSeq, a predicted model, not a curated record
GCGCCACAAGUGUUGCCUGCCUAUGAGCUCAAAGUAGAGGCGAGCAAAACACAGACGAGGUUCCAAACCAUCAACAACUAUCAACCCAGAAUGGUCGUGCAAUCUGAUCCUGCAAUGCAGCGUCGCUUCAGCAGCGUGAUCAAUCUGCCUCCACUGCCCCAAAUGCCCAAGACGGUGGCCGAGUAUAUGAAGAGCAGACCCAACGCGCUCACAGCGCAGAUUCAGAUGCGUUAUCUGUCGCAGUCGAAGGCGCCUGUGGGUCAGUUGAAUGCUGAGCAAGUGCGUUAUCCUUCAGAGCAAGCAAUGCAAGUGCGUUAUCCUUCAGAGCGAGCAAUGCAAGUGCGAUAUCCUUCGGAGCGAGGAAUGCAAGUGCGUUAUUUGUCGCAGUCCAAGCAGCCGUUGGGCCAGUUGAGUGCAGAGCAAAUGCGUUAUCCUUCGCAGGGACCCCAAAUGCGUUACUUGUCGCAGUCCAGACCGCCUGUGGGUCAGUCGAGUGCAGAUGCUGCAAUGCAAAUGCGUUAUCCUUCGGUGGGUGGCAUGCAAAUGCGUUAUCCUUCGGUGCGGCGUGAGGCGCUGCAGACGCUGCUGGUGGAGGACGAUGAGGUGGACUUUGAGGAAAUUGGCGUGGCGGAUACCUACUCCUCCUACUGGCCCAGCAAGCUCAAGGGCGGCUCCAAGCAUCCCGACGCGGUGGUGGAGACAGCUACGCUCAGCUCUGUGGAGCUGCCCGACAUAACCUACGAGCUGAUGCUGCCCGAGAAAUUGCAGAGCUCGGAUCGGCUGAGUGCGCUGCAGCUGGAGGCGGUCACCUAUGCCUGCCAAGCGCAUGAGCAGCUGCUGCCCAGUGGCCAGCGCGCGGGUUUUCUGCUGGGCGAUGGCGCCGGCGUGGGCAAGGGACGCACCAUAGCCGCCAUUAUCUAUGAGAACUAUCUGCGUGGCCGCAAGCGUGCGGUGUGGAUCUCGGUGUCCAACGAUCUAAAGUUUGAUGCAGAGCGCGAUCUGCAGGACAUUGGCGCAGGCGAAUUUCUGCAGGUGUCGUCGAUGAGCAAGUUCAAGUACAGCAGGAUAAGCGGCGAGGAGAACGGACAUUUUCGCAAGGGCGUCAUCUUCUGCACGUAUACGGCGCUGAUUGGUGAGUCCGCCAAUGCCAAUCCCAAGUACAAUACGCGACUGCGGCAGCUCACCCAGUGGAUGGGGCCAGAGUUCGAUGGCCUCAUUGUGCUGGACGAAUGCCACAAGGCCAAGAAUCUGAGUCUCAUGAAUGCGGGCAAGUCCACCAAGACGGGCACCACUGUGCUGGAGCUGCAGCAGCUGUUGCCCAUGGCCAGGGUGGUGUACGCUUCAGCCACAGGCGCCUCGGAGCCACGCAACAUGGCUUAUAUGGUUAGGCUGGGGCUCUGGGGUCCUGGCACUAGCUACUCCGAGUUCUUCAAGUUCGUCAAUACGGUGGAGAAGCGCGGCAUUGGCGCCAUGGAAAUCGUGGCCAUGGACAUGAAGCUGCGCGGCUCGUACAUUGCGCGUCAGCUGAGCUUCAAGGAUGUCACUUUUCGCAUUGAGGAGGUGCCCAUGACGCGCGAGUUCCACAAGCUUUACAAUCACUCCGCCGAGCUGUGGGCGGACAUCAACGAGAAGUUCCUUAAGUCCUGCCGGCUCAUGUGCAUCGAGAAUCGCGUGCAGAAGAUUAUCACGUGCCAGUUCUGGUCGGCGCAUCAGCGCUUCUUCAAGAACCUCUGCAUCGCCUCCAAGGUGAGGCAUGUGGUGCGCAUGGUGCGCGCUGCCGCACGCGAGAGCAAAGCUGUGGUCAUCGGGCUGCAGUCCACGGGUGAGUCGCGCACGCUGGAGCAUCUGGAGCUGUAUCAGUGCGAGCUUAGCAGCUUUGUGUCCACUGCCAAGAUGAUUGUGCAGUCCUUUGUGGAGAAAUACUUUCCAGCGCCGACGCGCGAGGCGCUCUACAAGCUUCUGAACACGGGCACAUUCGAGGUGGACGCGCGUAGUCGCGCGCAUCCGAAGCGCGCGCGUUUGCUCUGCGAUUGGUCCGAUGAUGAGCUGGACUUUGAUGGCGGCGACAGCGACUUGGAGUUCGAUGCCGUCUGGAAUGAGGAUGAGGACAAGCUGGGACGCAAGCGCCGCGGACGACCGCCCAAGCCGGACAAGGUGGAGAAGACCACCAUGCAGGAGCGCAUUUUGCAACAUUUGUGCAACAAUCUGAGCUCACUGAAGAAUGAGCCGGAGCUGGCCUCGUCCAAUGCUGCGGCGGCGGCGUCGGCGGUUAAGAUUAGCGAGCGCGAUGUGGAGCGCUGCAUUGCGAUGCGCGAGAAGCUGCUGGAGCGCAUUGAGCAUCUGGGACGCCGCAUGCCACCCAAUACGCUGGACAAGAUUAUCUGCAAGCUGGGCGUCAACGUCGUUGCCGAGAUGACGGGACGUCGCGGUCGCGUCAUCAAAACGCCCGACGGCGUCUACAGCUACGAGCAGCGCUGCGAGGCGGACAUCAGCAUGGAUCUGGUGAACUACAAAGAGAAGCAGCGCUUCAUGGACGACACCAAGCAUGUGGCCAUCAUAUCUGAGGCAGCCUCCAGCGGCAUUUCGCUGCAGAGCGACAAGCGUCUGAAUGUGCAGCGGCGACGGCUGCACAUCACGCUGGAGCUGCCCUGGAGCGCCGAUCGCGCUAUCCAGCAAUUCGGACGCACUCAUCGCUCCAAUCAGGCCAAUGCGCCCGAGUAUGUGUUUCUCAUUUCGGAUCUGGGCGGCGAGAGUCGCUUUGCCGCCACCGUGGCCAAGCGGCUGGAGAGCUUGGGCGCACUCACCCAGGGCGACAGACGCGCCACCGAUGCGCGUGAUCUGUCCAGAUUCAACAUCGACAACAGCAUCGGACGCAGCGCCUUGGAGAGCGUGCUGCAGCAGAUCACAAGUGAGAAGCCCUUGGAGUCGCUGCAUGUGCCGGAGUACAAGGGCGACUUCUGCUUCGACUGCUGCGUGGCGCUGUCCGGCGUGGGCAUCUUGAGUGUCUCCAAGGACGCCAAGGGGCAGCAGAUCUUUGUCAUUGAGAAGGACAGCAGCAACAUACCCAAGUUUCUCAAUCGCAUCCUCGGCUGUCGCGUCGAAGUGCAAAAUGCGCUCUUCAAAUUCUUUCUCAACAAAAUGUAUUCGCUUAUCCUGCAAAUGAAGCGCGCAGGUCACUUUGAUCUGGGCAUCCUGGAUCUGGAUGCACAUGGCUCCACCGUGAGUGCCACUAAGCUCAUUCGCUUCAUACGCAAUCAUGCCACAGGCACUGCCGCAACGGAGCUGCAUACGCUUGAAGUGCUGCGUGGCAUGUCCUUUGAAAUGGCGCUGGCCAAAUACAAGCGAGAGGCACGCCAGAGCCACGAAGGCUUCUAUGUGUACAAGCAGGAGCGGAACAGCAACAAUUGCGCCAUACUCUGCCUCAAUGCGCAGCCGGACACGCCCGCCGACACUGAGGCGAGCAAGCUGAGCCUGAAGAUCUAUCGCCCCAAUACGGGGCCACAGGUGCGUCCCGAAUCGCUGAGUGCGAUUAACCAGCGAUUCGUGAAGGCCUCGCUGGAUGCAGUGCAGCAUUACUGGGACUUGCAGUACAGUCAAUGCGUAAACAGUUGCUCCCACAUCUACUGGAAUCGUCGCUGUCCGUUUGGCACCAAGUGCGGCGUCGGUUUGCGUGUGCGUCAGUAUCAUGUGCUCUCGGGUCUGAUGCUGCCCAUUUGGGAUCGCAUAGCUUUGAUAAUCGAGAAGGAUGGCAGAAAGAUUCAAAUGAUACGCGCUAAGACGGUGGACAAUAAGAAGAUUGUGGGUACAGUUGUGCCCGAUGGCAUCUAUCAGCAGCUGGUGGCCGAUCUGUCCUCCGAUUCGCGUGUUGAGUGCAACGACCUCCAGAUACUGCAAAAGUAAAUAUAUUAAUCGAUUUAUAGCUUUA